Molecule: messenger RNA, 1800 nt
Organism: Jaminaea rosea
Lineage: Eukaryota; Fungi; Basidiomycota; Exobasidiomycetes; Microstromatales
Exons: 5
Coding region: 67-1641 (524 amino acids)
Biological process (GO): positive regulation of transcription by RNA polymerase II
Cellular component (GO): nucleus; mediator complex
Molecular function (GO): cyclin-dependent protein serine/threonine kinase regulator activity
Source: RefSeq, a predicted model, not a curated record
CUUCCUUUCGCUCUCUCAUCUCGGCCAUUCGAGCUGCCUUGACCUCGAGGGAGCUAGACAAUCAGAAUGGCUGCAGACUACUGGAGGUCAUCUCAAGCCAACCAAUGGCUGCUUGAUCCCCUCGAUCUUGAAGUCUCCCGCGUCGAGGACCUCCGCUAUGCAGGCGACAAGGACAAGCUGGCAGCCAGUACCAUCUUCCUUGCCAGCGCAAUCUCCUCCCUAGCCAAACGUCUCCACCUCAGACAACGAGUGACAGCAACGGCCACCGUCUUCUUUCACCGCUUCUACUCUGUUCCACCCAAUGGAUACACGAAUACCGAUCCUUGUCUAGUGGCAACGGCGUGCGUGUAUGUGGCUUCAAAAGUGGAAGAAACACCCAUCCACGUCAAGACGGUGAUGCAUGAAGCGGGGAAGAUGUGGAAUGAAUACGGACACACUACAUUCCCAAUCUCAAGCGUCGAUUUAGCAGAGAUGGAGUUCUACCUGCUCAGGGACCUAGACUACCACCUCGUGCUGCACCACCCGUAUCGCCCUCUGCUUCAACUCGCAGGAACCGUAGGCAAAGCAGCGGUGGAGAGGGCAGAAGCUGCGGCGCAGAGUAGCAAUAAAUCAGGAGCAGCAGGUAGAGGAGCAGCAUCUUCCGGGCAGAUAGGCGUGGGCAUGCCUUAUGGUCUCGGCAUUCACGCAGACGCUCUCGGUGUAGGUUCAAGCAAGAUGGGCGGCAUGAGCUUUGACAUGACGAAUGCGAGCGCAGCUGGAAACCAUAGUGCAAGCAAUGGCAAAGAGGGAAAUGACGAGGAGAGAGAGCGCGAUCGUAGAGAGGAGGAAGCGGCUCGCAAGGCUUUGGUCAGUGGGGAUCAUGGCCUGCCGAUCGCGCGAGUUGAAGAGAUUGAUCAGGACGUGGUGCAGAUGGCUUGGUUCCUCCUCAACGAUACCUAUCGUCACGCGCAUCUGCACCUUCUCUACCCUCCGUACAUCCUCGCCCUAGCCGCCCUCUGCCUCGCACUGGUGCUGCAUGACCCCAGCAGGGAGAAGAUGCUGGCUAGCGUAACCAAGAUGGAGGGGAGGAGGAAGCGGGCGCGCGAUCUGGAUGAGGCCGGCGGCGGUGAGGGCGAGAAGUCGACCAAGGUCGCAGCGAGUACGCCUGCCGCCUCUUCAGCCGCACCCCCCAUGCCUCCUCGAGCUGCUCCUUCGACCAUCCCGCCUCGCCCUGCACAUCUGCCUCCGAAGCCAGGCGGCUCGACAAGCGGUUUCCCCACACGGCCGCAAGCAUCACACCCAUCCCCGGGCAUAGGCUCAAGUCACGACGAUUCCCCUGCAGCCGGCGCCCCUGGGCUGACGGCUUCCUCGUCCUCCAUUCCCUCGAAACCCACCCCACCCAGUGACGUCCUCACUUUUCUCUCCCUGCUCAAUCUCUCGCCCCGCUCACAGCUUGCGUCAUGCAUCCAGUCCAUCCUAGACGGAUAUGCCACUUGGAUGCGAUGUCACUCCUCUUUGUUGGAGGGCAAGAGGAUUGUCGGGUGGCUGGACGAGUGGAGGCGGAAGAGGGAAGAGGAACUGAGGGUGUUGGAGCAUGAGGGCCUCUUGAUGGCCGCUAGCGGGAGAAAGGAAGGCGGGCCAGGGGCUGGGAAGAAGGGGUAGAUUGAGAAGUCGUCCUGAGGGGUACUCGGCAGUGUAGAGCAGUCAAGUCGGCAGGCUGGCGCUCUCUAAUUUCCACGCGGACAAUGGCCAUCAAAAGAACCAUCGAUAGACGAAGAAGAGGGUGACGAAUCCUGCAACGAUGUAGAGGGUGAGACGAUG